AUGAAGAUGGGAGGAGGGACGACAGGAAGCGUGAUUGCAAGUCGGUUGACGGAGAACCCUCACGUGAAGGUGCUGUUACUCGAGGCUGGGUCGGAUGGAACCCUGCUCUCGUGGAUCCCUGCAGCCGCUGCCUUGAUGUGGUCGCUCGACAAGUUCGAUUACCGCUACACCAGCGAGCCUCAGGAGGAUUCCUGCCUCGCUCUCGAAGGAGGGCGAUGCCGUUGGCCCCGUGGCCGGAUGCUGGGAAGAAGUUCUGCCCUGAACGGCGCCAUUUACAUCCGAGGGAAUCAUAAGGACUACGACAACUGGGCCGCCUUGGGGAAUCCUGGCUGGUCCUUCAACGACCUCCUCCCGCUUUUCAUUAGGGCUGAGAAAUUCCUUGUAAAAGAUGCUUCGGCCAGAGAUGCUUUAUAUCAUGGGACUGGUGGAUAUUUUCCCGUAUCCCACACAUACUUCACGGAACUGCUGUCACCAUUCAUAGAGGCAGGGAAGAGCCUGGGCUUCCUCCAUAAUCACGACUACAACGGCGCCUCUCAAAGGGGUUUCAGCAGAGUGCAAGUGGCGGCCGAGGAAGGAAUCCGGUACAGCACAGCCAAAGCGUAUCUGACGCCUGUGAAGCAUCGCAAGAACCUUCAAGUCGUCCUCAAUACCGUUGUCUCCAGAAUCGUGUUAGACGAGACAACCAAGACGGCGAAGGGGGUCGAGUACCUGACGGAAGGAGGUUCCACGCGCUUCGUAUCUGCCAAGAGGGAGGUGAUCCUGUCGGCCGGGGCAGUUGCUUCUCCUCAGCUCCUCAUGCUCUCCGGGAUAGGGCCGACAGAGGAACUACAUAGACAUGGGAUCCGUCCCAUCGUGGAUCUUCGAGUGGGUGAGAACAUGCAAAGCCACACGGGCCCCGGUGGGCUCUACUUCAGCAUCAAGAAGAAAUCUGGAUUCUAUAUUCCUCGCCUAUUCACGACCGACCUCAUUCCCAGCACCCUCCAAUACGUUUUGAAGGGCGACGGUAUUGUUCCUUCCCUCUCUUGGAUACUGCAUGCGUGGGAAACGUACAAGGGAUUGCUGUUCCAACCCGGUUUCGCGAUUUAUCCUCAUGCCAUACAGCCGAAAAGUCGAGGGAAGAUUUUGCUACACAGCACCAACGUUAAGGACCAUCCAAUCAUUAUAGGGAAUUAUUUCAAGGAUCCGGCAGAUCUCAAGAUCGCAAUUGAAGGUACUGCAAGUACUCCUAUCGAUUUCCUCGGGAUCUUUAAAACAAGUUCUAAAGGGAAUCUCCGAUCGUCUUCAGGCAUUCGUUUGGCGCUGCGGUUGGGAGAGCAACCAGCAUUCAAGAAGUUCGGUGCCGAAUUCUACAGCGAGUCCCUGCCAGGUUGCAGGCAUCUGAAACAGUUCACGGACGAGUACUGGGAAUGUCACAUUCGUCAGUUCACGUAUCUUUUCUUCCACGAUGUCGGCACGUGCAAAAUGGGACCUCCCACCGAUCCCGGAGCUGUCGUGGACCCAGCCCUAAGGGUUUACGGAGUGAGGAACCUGAGGGUUGCGGAUGCAUCCAUCAUGCCGGUCAUCGUGUCGGGAACCACGAUGGCAGCCGCGAUCGUGAUCGGGGAGAAGGCCUCCGAUCUCAUCAAGUCAACUCAUGGCAUCAGCGCUUCAUCGAACUAA
Molecule: messenger RNA, 1659 nt
Organism: Darwinula stevensoni
Lineage: Eukaryota; Metazoa; Arthropoda; Ostracoda; Podocopida; Darwinulidae
Source: the annotation of a GenBank genome assembly